UAUACACUUUCGCACGUCCAAUUUUUUUAAUCCAAUUACUUGUCUUUCAGGGUAGAGCUCAGCGCAAUCAUCAUUUUGAUCAUUCGUAUAUCUGCAUAUAAAAUAACUAUUUAUAACCGACUCCUUCCUUCUGCCUCCCUUCGAUUCCUACGCUUCUGGGGUGUUUGUUUUCGAUAUUCAAACACCCAGAGAGUCUUCUUCCUCUGCACCAAGUUGCUCAUUCCGUCAACCAUUUAAUAUUUCCUGGUGGCGGAUCAGAAACUUGGUGGGUGCAAUUGCUUGUUCCGUCGUACUUUCUAAAUCAAGACUGCACAACUCAUUGAAGGAAAGCAGAGGGUUUUGGUUUCAUUAAAGAUGUUAGGAGAAUUCAUCACCAGAAUUUUAGUGUUGGUUCUAGGGUAUGCUUACCCUGCCUUUGAAUGUUUCAAAACUGUAGAGAAGAACAAAGUAGGGAUUGAAGAACUCCGAUUUUGGUGUCAAUACUGGAUACUGGUGGCGUUGGUCACAGUUUUGGAGAGAAUUGGUGAUAUAUUUGUAUCAUGGUUGCCCAUGUACGGGGAGAUGAAGUUGGCUCUGUUCAUCUACUUGUGGUAUCCAAAAACGAAGGGAUCUGGCUAUGUCUAUGAUACCAUAUUGAAGCCUUACAUGAUUAAGCACGAGACGGACAUUGACCGAAAUCUACUGGAGUUCAGGGCCAGAGCCUGGGACCUGCUGGUUUAUUAUUGGGAAAAUUGCACGCAGUUGGGGCAGACAACAUUCUUCCAAGCUCUUGAUUUCUUGGCUACUCAUGUUGGAAAGCUUCGACUGAGCAGCCCAGCGAAACCUCAAAAUCAAGAAACUCCCACCACUCCACCGGCCGCCCCUCCAAGUCCCAGCUCGCCGCAAUCAGCAGGUGGAAUAUUCCGGAGGCUCAAGCAGCCGUCCGACAAGAGGCGGCCGCCAGUCCCCCCGACAUCCCAAUUCAAAGCCCACCGCUCCGCCACCCAACCAACCGUAUCAGAGUCAGUACAUGUCAAUCUCCACGACCAAACACACUUCGUCCGAAGCGAGGGCCAGUCCGAGAUCGAUAUGGACAUGGAGACGGAAUCGGAUAACGGGUCAAGCCCAAAACAGGCCUCAGAACAGAAGGAGCCUAAUUUGGACCACCACUUACGUGUUGCCCGCCUCAAACUUAGACGCUCCAAAGGCUUCCAUUAGUCCUUAAA
Messenger RNA from Coffea eugenioides, 1205 nucleotides. RefSeq names its product putative HVA22-like protein g. The coding region runs from base 355 to 1197 and encodes 280 amino acids. NCBI's taxonomy places the organism in Eukaryota, Viridiplantae, Streptophyta, Magnoliopsida, Gentianales, Rubiaceae. The record is from RefSeq and is a predicted model, not a curated record. The transcript has 8 exons.